AUGGCUGCGGCGGACCCGCCGGCUGGUCUCUUGGACAUCGCCAGCACCCUCUCCCAGGAUGAGAUUCCUUUCAAGCUGCGAUGCGCCAUCUGCAACAAGCUGGCGGUGAACGCGUUUCGCCUGCCUUGUUGUGACCAGUCUAUAUGCGAGGCCUGCCAAACUUCACUCUCGGACACUUGCCCCGUAUGCGCCCAUACCCCCGUCUCUCCCGACCUCUGCAAGCCCAACAAAGCUCUGCGCACCACCUUGAAAGUCUUUUUGCGAACCGAAGAGAAAAAGCGCGAGAAGGAACGCCAGUCCGCCACCGCUACCCCCACCCCAGCGGUAGAGACCCCGGCACCAAGCGAGCAGCCUCCUAUCGAAGCCCCCGUCGAGCAGAAUGGGACUGCAGAUAUUGUGGCCCAGGUGCCUAAUGCAUCUCAACGCGACGGCGAGGUCGAGGCAGAAGCUACUGCAUCGGAUCGCCCUCCGAUCGAAGAUGCUCUCGCGGAAAGCAAAGCAUCAGACGCGGUGGAAAACAAUGCCACCGAAACUGCCCCACUGGUCUCUGAGUCCGAGGCCAUUGACCAACCCACCGAAAUUACUCCGGUCGUCGAUGAAGCCAAAGAGCUUAACAACGGAGAAGAUACGGCCGAGUCCGAAUCCGUUCAGCCCUCAGAGAACCUACCUCAGCAACCAAACGGCAACAUGAUGAACAUGGGCCAAGGUGGCUUCCAAGGCAUGGGUUGGAACGGGAUGAACCCCUUCAUGUCCAACAUGUCGAACAUGUUCAACUUUCAAAACCCAAUGGGCAUGCACAUGUCAAUGGACCCAAUGGCCGCAAAUCAGGGGAUGUUCGGAGAUUACGGAAUGAACAUGGCUGGAAUGGGCAUGGGCAUGGGCAUGGGAAUGAAUUACAACGGGCAGAGCAUGUAUGGAUCGUCAGGAUGGGAUGGCUCAUGGCAGAAUGGUCAAGAUAAUUACAAUCCAAAUGCUUUUGCAAAUGGCGGUGGCCCUCAUGGAGCAUUUGGCGGGUCUAAUAUGUCUUACCCUUCUAACCCGGACUACCAGUCUGGCUACUCCGGCCAAGGAUACGGUCGUGGAGGAUACCGAGGUGGGCGCGGUGGCUUCCAGGGCUCUGCCCGCGGCGGAGGCUUUGCUUCUGGCCAGGCAAUUCACAACACAAAUGCGGAAUCAGAAAUUGCGGUGACAUCUAAUGGAACUGAUAACGCUGAUAACCCUGUUCUCAAUGGAGAAGGUCCUCAUGCCAACGAGAAUGGCGGUCCUGAUUCAGUAUCCCAAGAAACCGCACAUGAAGGCAAGCCAGAGCCUGUGUCGGAUGAACAAGGAGCAGUAGGCCAACAACUACAAGGUAUCCCCACCAUUGAAACUCUGGAUCAAUCUAUGCCAAAUAGCAAUUCCGGCUGGCAAGGCCCUGGGUAUGGCCGUGGUGGGUUCCAAGGCCCUGCUGGUCGCGGCCGUGGCUACUGGGGUGGCCAAAUGCCCAUGAACGGCGGUUAUCAACCUCCCAUGCCACCAAAAGCAGCGCCGGUCGUUGAAGGGGCACCGGCUGCCCCAAGAGGCAUGCGUCAAGGCCUUCCUAAUACUAGCAUGCUUCGACAGCGGGCUUUCCAGCAGGGCCGAGGGCCGGGGGGUAACAAGAUGCCAGUAUUGUCGCAAGGUGGGGAUUCUGAAACCCCCCAAGACCACACACAACCGGGAUCUCCCACCCAACCACAAUCUCAAACACAGCAGCCUGGUUCAAAGUCUCGAUCCUCAUCCCAAGCCCGAUCUUCCGGUGCUCGCUCACCCGCAGCUAACUCGGUCAACGGCGACGAAAUGAAUUCCCGAGAGCAUGAUUUAAAGCGAUCUGACGAUAUUCAAAAUGGCCAUACUAACGGUCAUCGUUCCUCAGGUGGGCCAGACCGUAAUAAUGGAAGAGGUCGCCGAGAUGAAUAUCGUCCACGACGAUCCCACGGCCACCGCAGUCACGCCAAUAGCCGCAGCCGCAGCCGUAGUCGCAGCCACAGUCCAGUGAAGAAUGGCGACUCUCGCCAUUCCAGCCGCCUCCCACCUGCCAUCGACGACAAGCGACUUAACAAACUCAAGGAAACAUCGGAGACAAGCGAUUCCCGUGACCUAGCCAGUCGAGUGAGCAGUCACCGUUCGAGCAAGGAGCGAUCUUCUCGUCGUGAUGACGACCGCGAACGAGAGAGAGAUGGAGAUACCGAUAGAGCCCGUCCUAGUCGUCGUCGUGACCGUGAGCAUCCCGCCGAGAUCGAUCCGCGUCCGCCAACGCAAGCGACCACUCCUCACGUCCACAACCCCGACGACCCAAGCGUGAACCAAACAACGACCGCCCCCGAGCCCGUACCUCCAAAGAAAGCUCCAAGGAUAAACCCAAGGAAGCCGAGAAAGAUCCCUACACACUCGCUCGUGAAGCUGCCAAUCGCGAACGUGUCCUGA
Penicillium cosmopolitanum is the source of this 2445-nucleotide messenger RNA. Its product is annotated as RING finger protein. The transcript is spliced from 7 exons. NCBI's taxonomy places the organism in Eukaryota, Fungi, Ascomycota, Eurotiomycetes, Eurotiales, Aspergillaceae. The record is from RefSeq and is a predicted model, not a curated record. Bases 1 to 2445 code for a protein of 814 amino acids.